Messenger RNA from Aspergillus tanneri, 462 nucleotides. Its product is annotated as RNA-binding protein. The transcript has 2 exons. Gene Ontology annotation, molecular function: RNA binding. Lineage: Eukaryota; Fungi; Ascomycota; Eurotiomycetes; Eurotiales; Aspergillaceae. The record is from RefSeq and is a predicted model, not a curated record. The coding region runs from base 1 to 462 and encodes 153 amino acids.
AUGAGCGAAAAGGCUCGCUUGAAGUGCACCAUCUAUGUGGGGGGUCUCGACCAGGCGGUUACCAUGCAGACGCUGGCCGAUGCGUUCGUGCCUUUCGGCGAGGUCGUUGAUAUCACCCUCCCCAAGCCCGAUGUUCCUAACUCCAACGACCUCCAUCGGGGUUUCGGCUAUGUAGAGUUCAACCUGCCGGAAGAUGCAAAGGAGGCGAUCGACAACAUGGAUGGAAGCGAGCUAUACGGGCGGACGAUCAAGGUGGCGGCCGCCAAACCGCAGAAGGAUAGCAAUGAGGGAUUGGGAAGCAAAACGGCUAUCUGGGAACAGGAGGGCUACUUGGCCAAGUACGCUGUGAGUGAAGAGGAUAAGAUGGCGACAGAGCAGGCCCAAAUGGCUGCAAGCGAUCGACCGCAGGACCCAAUGCAAGGACUUGAAGAGCUGGACGUCGCUGGACCGAAGCCUGAAUGA